AUGCGCCAUUAUGGACAAUUAGGAGAAGGGCAUAAUUGCAUAAUAGCUAGAAAUAAAGUAUCUCACCCAAUCGGCACCUUUUAUAAGUUCUUCAUGAGUUUUUUCUUUGCCAUUGAUGAAAUCAACAAGGAUCCCACCAUAUUACCCAAUAUUACCCUGGGAUAUCACAUUUAUGAUUCUUGCGCAAAUGCUAAUAAAGCUACACUGAGUGUGAUGCAAAUAUUAACCGGAUCAAAUACAGCAGUUCCUAAUUACUCCUGUAGGGGGCACGACAAGCUGGCAGGGGUAAUUGGUGAUUUAUCCUCUGAGACAACUGCACAAAUAGCAAAUGUCCUGGGAAUAUAUGGAUACCCACAGAUCAGUUAUGGAGCUACAAACCUGGUUCUAAGCAACAGUGAUAUUUAUCCAUCACUUUUUCGGACACAUCAAGACGACAUAACUCAUUAUUCUGCUAUUGCUAAGCUCCUGGAGUAUUUUGGAUGGACCUGGAUUGGGGUAAUUGCCUCUGAGCUGGAUAGUGGUGAGAAAGAGACUGAGGAACUGAUUAAACAAACCAGUAGAAGAGGUAUCUGUAUUGAGUACAUAUUUAAGGUAAAUGACCAAACCUAUGACUUUAAUGACAAAAAUAUCAAAACUUUUAUUGAGAUAAUUCAACAUUCAAUGUCUUCAGUAAUUGUUUAUUGUGGAACACUCUCAGGAUCCUUUAUUAGUUUUUUGUUGCGUGUUUCUAAACAUCUCUUUAAUAAGACUUUAAUUUUAUUACCAUCUUCAUCUAUAACACAGGAACUCCUACUAGCGUACAAAAGAACAUUUAAUAACAGUUUACUCUUAGAAGUAAUUAGACUGAGUAUUCCAGAGAUGGAAGAUAUAAUUAAAGAUGUCAGUCCAUCAAAUUAUCCUAAUGACUUGCUGGUUUUAGAUCUAUGGGUAUUAACUUUCAAAUGUUCUUCAACUAAAUCAAAUAAUGAAUUUUAUCAGUUAGUUUACAACCAACCUCUAAGAAACUGUACCGGCAAUGAACACAUUCCUCUACUGUAUAAAGACACAUCAUACCUUGUGUAUAAUGCAGUGUACUCUUUGGCUCACGCUCUACACAAAAUGCAUCGAGAUAGCACAGAAUAUUUUCCUGGAAAGAAUGUAUCUGGAUACAGUAGGAAACAGUUUCCACAUUCUCAGUGUUCAACAGAGUGUCAACCUGGUCAAAGAAAAGCCCUGAUACGAGGACAGCCUUCCUGCUGCUAUAUCUGUGUCCCAUGUGCAGAGGGGGAGGUCUCCAAUAUCACUGAUAGCGAAAAUUGUCAAAAAUGCCCAGAUGAUCAAUGGCCUAAUGAGAAAAAGGAUUCAUGUGUUCUUAAGAUUAUAGAAUUUUUGUCGUAUAAAAAAGAUAUUACAGCCAUUUUCUUAUCAUUUAUGUCAGUUUCUUUGGUUUUAUUAACUAUCCUUGUUUUUGGAAUUUUUAUCUUCUUCUUUGAUACCCCUAUCAUCAAAGCUAAUAACCGUAAUCUCAGCUUCAUUCUGCUUACCUCCAUCAUGCUGAGCUACCUUUGUGUGUUUUUGUUCCUUGGCCGUCCUGUGGAUAUAACUUGUAUGCUCCGUCAGAUCUCCUUUGGAAUCAUCUUCUCAGUAGCUGUAUCUUCUUUGUUGGCCAAGACUAUCAUGGUUGGCGUUGCUUUCAAAGCUACCAAACCUGGCAGCAGCUGGAGAAAAUGGCUGAACUCCAAACUGUCCAACUCUGUAGUUAUAAUUUUGUCAUCUACACAGGUUAUAAUUUGUGUGAUUUGGUUGACAAUUUCUCCACCUUUCCAGGAGUAUAACAUGCACUCUGAGCCUGGAAAGAUCAUCAUACAAUGUAAUGAGGGAUCUACACUUGCUUUUUACUCCGUCCUGGGAUAUAUGUUUCUUCUGGCAGCUGCUAGUUUCAUCACAGCUUUCUAUACCAGGACUUUACCGGACAGCUUUAAUGAAGCAAAGUUCAUCACCUUCAGCAUGUUGGUGUUCUGCAGUGUGUGGAUUGCCAUGAUCCCGGCAUAUCUCAGCACAAAGGGAAAACAGAUGGUGGCUGUAGAGAUAUUUGCCAUACUGGCGUCUAAUACUGGACUUCUAGGCUGUAUAUUUUUACCAAAAUGUUUCAUUAUCAUAUUUAGACCUGAAAUUAACACAAAAACUUAUUUGCUUGACAGAAACAAAAAGUAA
Molecule: messenger RNA, 2193 nt
Organism: Bombina bombina (fire-bellied toad)
Lineage: Eukaryota; Metazoa; Chordata; Amphibia; Anura; Bombinatoridae
Product: G-protein coupled receptor family C group 6 member A-like
Exons: 5
Coding region: 1-2193 (730 amino acids)
Biological process (GO): G protein-coupled receptor signaling pathway
Cellular component (GO): membrane
Molecular function (GO): G protein-coupled receptor activity
Source: RefSeq, a predicted model, not a curated record